Molecule: messenger RNA, 1326 nt
Organism: Egretta garzetta (little egret)
Lineage: Eukaryota; Metazoa; Chordata; Aves; Pelecaniformes; Ardeidae
Gene: PLEKHO1
Product: pleckstrin homology domain containing O1
Exons: 6
Coding region: 1-1326 (441 amino acids)
Biological process (GO): regulation of myoblast fusion
Cellular component (GO): ruffle membrane; muscle cell projection membrane
Source: RefSeq, a predicted model, not a curated record
AUGCGAGAUCCACUGAUUUCACUGGGGGCCGUUUGUGUCUGCGGGCACGAAGCCAUAUUUACUGUGGGGCAACAGGAUGGAAACCAGCAAUCUGUGCAGCCAGAGAAGGUCGGCUGGGUGCGGAAAUUUUGCGGGAAAGGCAUUUUUAGGGAAAUCUGGAAAAACCGUUAUGUGGUUUUGAAGGGAGAUCAGCUUUACAUCUCGGAGAAGGAGGUAAAAGAUGAAAAAAACAUACAGGAAAUGUUUGACCUGAGUGAUUAUGAGAAAUGCGAAGAGCUCAGGAAGUCCAAAAGCAGAAGCAAAAAGAACCACAGCAAAUUUACCCUCGCCCACUCCAGACAGCCUGGAAACACGGCACCAAAUCUGAUCUUCCUGGCUGUGAGUCCAGAAGAGAAAGAGUCCUGGAUUAAUGCCCUCAACUCUGCAAUCACACGUGCUAAAAACCGCAUCUUAGAUGAGGUUACUGUCGAAGAGGACAGCUACCUCGCCCACCCAACACGUGACAGAGCAAAAAUACAGCACUCCCGACGCCCUCCGACACGGGGACACUUGAUGGCUGUGGCAUCUACCUCAACCUCUGAUGGCAUGCUGACACUCGACCUGAUCCAGGAGGAAGACGCCUCUCCAGAGGAUCACAGCACCUGCGAAGAGAGUUUCCGGGUGGAUCUGGAUAAGUCGGUGGCGCAUCUUACUGCUGGCCGGCGCCGGUCGGAUUCAGAGAACGUCAAGUCGUCAGAGAAAGGCCGGACAGGGAGCCUCCCGAGACGGGAGGUGACCUCAUGGGACAGAUCUGGGCAGCGCAAUGACUCCUUUGACAAAGGGACCAUGUACACACCCCAGGUCCCGAAAAAGCUCUCGCACUCAGAAAAGAAUAAAUGUGCCUCCAUGGAAGAAAUUCUGUCUCGACGGGACUCUUCCACGCACCGGGCGGUGCUGAGGAGGGGGCUGGAAGCUCAGUUUGCCUCAGCAGAACCAGAGCAGCUGUCCCGGAUACAAGAACUGGUUGCACUGAAACUGGAAAAAACUCAGGAACUGCUGACAGAGGUGAAGGGCUACGGGGAAGGCAAGAGAAAGACCAAGGAUUCCAACACCAGCACCACCACCACCACCUCUUCUUCCUCAUCAUCUUCCAAGUCGGACUCUGAAAGGAUCCUGCAAGAAUCUGAGAGGUUGCUGGGGGAGGCCUCCUCCACCUGGAGCCAAGCCAAGAGGGUUUUGCAGGAGAUCAAAGAGUUGAGGGACCUGUACAAACAGUUUGAACUGCAGCAGUCGGACUCAAAACCCAAACAGAGCUCACAGUCUCAGUACAGGAAGAGCAUGAUGUGA